AUGGAUCUGCCCUUAGGUUAUCCUGGAAAGGGGGAGCAUCAAGUGUGCAAGUUACACAAGUCCUUGUAUGGCUUGAGGCAAGCAUCAAGGCAGUGGUUCCAGAAAUUUUCCAAUUCCAUCAUCAAGCUGGGAUUCAAUCAAUCUACUGCAGAUAACUCUCUAUUUUCUAAAGGGAGCAAUGAUUCUCUGAAUCUCCUGUUAGUUUAUGUGGACGACAUCAUCAUAGCUGGCCCAAACAAACCUCUAGUUACUGAAGUCACUGUACAGUUGCAAGGUUUGUUCAAACUCAAGGUCCUAGGUGAUUUAAAGUAUUUUCUUGGUUUGGAAAUAGCUAAGUCUGUAAAAGGCAUUCACUUGAACCAAAGGAAAUACACCCUAGAGUUGUUAGAAGAUACUGGUUUCACCAAUUGCAAACCUGCAAAAAUUCCAAUGGAUCCUGGUCUUCAAUUGGAUGGCAUUGCAGGUGAAGUUCUUGAAGACCCAACUCAAUUCAGAAGACUGCUGGGAAGGUUAAUGUAUUUGACUAUCUCAUGGCCAGAUAUUAUUUUUCCCAUAAACAAGCUUAGUCAGUUUAUGCAAACUCCAAGGACACCUCACCUUCAAGCUCUUCAUCAAGUCCUUCAAUACCUCAAAGCAGCUCCUGCCCAAGGUUUGUUCUUUUCUGCAAACAGCAAUUCCACCGUCACAACUUAUGUAGACUCUGAUUGGGGCAAUUGCAAGGAUACUAGAAGGUCAACAACUGGUUUUUGUAUCUACUUGGGCUCAUCUCUCAUAUGUUGGAAGUCAAAAAAGCAACCCACUGUUGCAAGGUCCUCAGCAGAGGCUGAGUAUAGAGCUUUAGCUUCUCUUACUAGUGAGUUAUUGUGGCUGCGGCAGCUUCUUCGUGUGUUCCAGAUUACUCUUGAUUCCACAAUGAUCAUGUGUGACAAUAAAUCAGCUAUUGCAUUGGCUGAGAAUCCAACUUCAAAUGAUGGGUCUAAACACAUAGAUAUUGAUUGUCAUUUCAUAAGGCAAUAUGUGCACUCUGGUUUUAUCAAGCUGGUAUACUUACCUACUCAUCAACAGCUUGCUGACAUCUUCACCAAGGCCUUGCCUCACUGCAAAUUCUCUGUUUUUUUGUCCAAGUUAGGCCUUCUAGACAUCUAUGCAUCUAACUUGAGGGGGAGUAUUACAACCAACUCUAGUUAG
Molecule: messenger RNA, 1188 nt
Organism: Glycine soja
Lineage: Eukaryota; Viridiplantae; Streptophyta; Magnoliopsida; Fabales; Fabaceae
Exons: 1
Coding region: 1-1188 (395 amino acids)
Source: RefSeq, a predicted model, not a curated record